AGUCGACUGGCGACGCGACUUGGCCAUCACUACUCGACAGUGAUAUCGUCGGUAGUUUCACACUAUCGGUGCUUGCACAUGCUUUCGUGUCUGUCUUCUCCGAUGUGCUAUAUCUGUGGUGACGGAGGUGGGAAUUCGGGAAACGACUGUAUCAAGAAUUUAUUUCAGCAAUGAAGAUGUGGUCAAGAUGUUUGACCCUCGUCUACGAGAUGCUGGUUUUUCUGGUACUAACAAUUUGUUCCGGGAAUUUGGCUGGAGCCACAGCAAUCAGUGCUGUUGACUUUCACGAGACCAACCCUGUUCUGACGCCUUACGGCAUCCUGGAGGAGGGCGACCUCCUGAGGUCACCAGCCAGCCGCAAGGGCGCGCCUUCGAACUGGCUCUGGGAUAACAGACGAUACAACUACGAGGUCACUACCGACGCCAAUCGCAGCGCCAUCGAGGCUGGCAUCCGGUUUUGGCGAGACCACACCUGUAUCGAGUUUGAGGAGGUGUCCGAGUCAAGCCAUCUCCCUCGCGUCCGCUUUGUUGCCGAGGAGGGUUGCUGGUCCUUUGUUGGCUGUGUUUCCAAAGAACUGGCGACACGUGUGCAGGCGCUGAGCCUGGGCACCGGAUGCACUGGUCUCGGUACCGUAACCCACGAGAUCGCCCACUCGCUCGGAUUCUUCCACGAACAGUCGCGCUCCGACCGCGACGACCAGGUUACGAUUCUGUGGGACAAUAUAGAUGAAGAAUUCAAAAGUAACUUUGCUAUGUUCGAUACACAGAACAAAGAUGUGCCUUACGACCUGAGCUCUGUAAUGCAUUACGGUACGUUCUAUUUCUCGUCAAACGGUAAACCAACCAUCUUGACCCAGAACCCGACGCUGCAGGGUCUGAUCGGACAGCGCGACAGGCCCUCCUUCCGUGACGUGGCGCUCAUGAACCGGCUGUACCGCUGCGAGGAGCUGUGCAGCAGCCCACCGCCGUGUCGGAACGGCGGCUACGUGUCGGCCGACUGUGUGUGCCACUGUCCGCCGGGCACGAGCGGCUCGGCGUGCCAGACAGUGCUAAGCGACUACUACGAGCACCAGCUGUGCGUUCACGAGGUGCUUGGCUGCCCGCACAGUGAUUAGAAGCUCAUUCCGCAGCCUACCCAUUUGCUUAUGUCAUUAUUCCAUUAUCAACUACACGAUAUUUUGUUGUGUUUGUCGCAUAAUGGACGAUAUUUUCCAAACCUAUUGUUAAUUUAAUCGGCUUAAUUUGAGUUUCUGGUCAGACACCGUGUAUGUUCAAUACAAAUGAUUGCUUUAUCACUGUCCAUCAGCUUCUUUUCAGCUCGUGGAUGUUACAAACAACUAGGAAUGCUACCCCAUGGCAACAAGCAUGCGAUUCUGGUCACCGUGGCUGUUCUUGUUCAAGCAAGCGUGCCUUUCUGUAUCGGAAAUAUGCUCUUACAUGAUAUUAGACAAAUUGACUUUCAUGUUGUCAACAAAAAUACAGUGGUGGAAACCGCUUCGCUUGACAUUCGACCAGACGGAAUGGGAUUGUCUUUGACGUAUGAAGCCGGUUAGCAGCUCGGAAGAUAAUGUCGGUAAGCGCUCGACGUAAUGUAAGAUAAAGCUAAUGCCUUGGAUGUCAGACAGCUGUCUCUCUCCAGCAUUGUUUUUGUGCUUAGUUCAAAAUAUCAGCUAGCGCUCAUUGAAAGGUUAAGUGAAAAAUACAGAAGUUUGAAAAGUAA
Messenger RNA from Amphibalanus amphitrite, 1720 nucleotides. Its product is annotated as protein SpAN-like. The transcript is spliced from 2 exons. Gene Ontology annotation, molecular function: zinc ion binding; metalloendopeptidase activity. Bases 171 to 1115 code for a protein of 314 amino acids. The record is from RefSeq and is a predicted model, not a curated record. Gene Ontology annotation, biological process: proteolysis. Lineage: Eukaryota; Metazoa; Arthropoda; Thecostraca; Balanomorpha; Balanidae.